UUGCACCACCCCAGGCUGCUACUUCGCUGAACUUUCCGGGGGCUGGGGGGGCGGGAGGGGGGUGCUGCUGGCCCCAGGAUCUUGCUGCUGCUGCUGCUGCUUCAUCCUCCUCCAGGCUGCAGCAUUGCAACCCCCCUGCCCCCGCCCCUUCCCCCCCAAAAAGGGUUUGAUCUUCGGGGGGUGGGGGGAGAGCGGCUGCAGCCGGCGAAGUUCCCGUGUGGCUCGGAAGGGGCGAGGCGGGGACGGGGGGUGGGGACCAUGCCCCAGCUCAGCAGCGGCGGAGGGGAUGACCUGGGGGCCAAUGACGAGAUGAUCGCCUUUAAGGACGAAGGGGAGCAAGAGGAGAAGAUCCAGGAAAACGCCUUCACCGAGCGCGAUCUGGCCGACCUCAAAUCCUCGCUGGUGAACGAGUCGGAGAGCAACAGUAGCCCCGCUGCCGCGGCGGCCGAUCCGGAGGCGAUCAGGCGUGUGCAAGAUCCACAAAGGGUUUAUCAGGAGAAACUCCCGGAUCACAUGGAAGAUGGUAUAAAGCAUCAGGACACGGGGAUGUACAAAGGAUCUGCUUAUUCUGGCUACCCUUUUCUAAUGCUCUCAGACCCUUAUCUGCCAAAUGGAUCUAUGUCACCUUUGUCCAACAAGGUUCCUGUAGUGCAGCCGUCCCACGGAGUCCAUCCACUCACCCCACUCAUUCCAUACAGCAACGAACAUUUCAGCCAUGGCUCCCACUCACCACACCUGCCAGCCGACAUCAACCAGAAACAAGGUGUGCACCGUCCUUCCCAAACAUCGGAUAUCCCUGGUUUCUACUCCCUCCCUCCCGGCGGGGUUGGACAGAUAACACCUUCUAUGGGAUGGCAGAGCCAGUCUGUCUAUCCGCUCCCGUCAUGUGGAUUUAGACAGCCGUAUUCGUCAGCGCUCUCUGCUGGGGCUACUUUCUCCAGGUUUACACAUCCCCUGAUGCUGAGCUCUGGAAUGCAUACCACUGGAAUCCCUCAUCCAGCCAUAGUACCCCAUUCCGGGAAGCAAGAAAUGGAUCAUUACGACCGGACCAUGAAACCCCAGCCAGAACCAAAGAGAGAGAAGGAAGCCAAGAAGCCCACUAUCAAGAAGCCCCUGAAUGCUUUCAUGUUGUAUAUGAAAGAAAUGCGGGCAAAAGUCAUUGCUGAGUGCACUCUGAAAGAAAGUGCAGCUAUCAAUCAGAUUUUAGGAAGGAGGUGGCACGCACUGUCACGGGAGGAGCAGGCCAAGUACUAUGAACUGGCUCGGAAGGAACGGCAGCUUCACAUGCAGCUCUACCCAGGCUGGUCUGCUAGAGAUAACUAUUCUUCAGGCUCUUCAGCCCGUGAACACACUCAGUUAUACUCAGGGCCCCUGGAAUUCUGCGGCACUUCAGGGCCAGUUUCUGCGGCAAGGGGAAAAAAGAAAAGACGAGCAAGAGAAAAGCAGCAAGACUCCAAUUCAGAUCCCGCCUCUCCUAAGAAAUGCAGAGCUCGCUUUGGCCUCAACCAACAAACGGACUGGUGCGGCCCAUGCAGGAGGAAAAAGAAGUGCAUUCGGUACUUACAAGGAGAAGGACCCUGUUCCAGCCCAGUUUCUUCCGAUGGAAGUGCUAUAGACUCCCCUCCCUCUCCUCUGGAUACACUCCAAUGCAUAUCCUCUGCUUUUACUUCAGACAAGCUUGCUACACCUGCUGAUUUCGCACACAAAGAACAACGCAAUCCUUUCCCCACCUCUAUUCAUGUCAAAAGCGCUCCAUGCUCCUCUGGACUGACCACUCACUGCUCAUCCACGCCACAUGUGUCAGUAGCAUCCAGCGACUCCUCAAAGUACAGUGUGCCAUCAACAGGAACAUAGGACCACAUUGUACAAGUCAACACUUACUAAUGCAUGGGGCACUUUGCUUUUACCAAGUGGUUUUGCUGCCCAUUGAAAUGGACUGGAGGCUCAUCCAAAUUACCCAUCAUGCUGUAAAACUGUGUUUUCAAAGUCAAGGGACAGCUGUGUCCUGAGCCCCCAACUGAUUCAAAGAUGCUGGAAUAGUCAACGUUUUUAUCUAGAGCAAAGAUAGAAAAAUGGUGUCUCCCUCCAUAAAAAGGGUGAAAUGAGGACUCGCCAAAAUUAAAAAUGCCAAUCAGUAAACAAAUCUUUCAUCCCCACCCUGCGCUUCCUUUUACUGCAUCAUCUGCUCAAGUAGAUGAAAGUGAAAGCUAACUCCCGGGCUUGUUGCAUUAGAUGGUAGAGGCUAUAAAUCUUAAGCAUUGGUUUCUGUUUCUUGCAUCCCAAACAGCUUUGAAUCAUAGUCAGUCACAGAUCUCUGGCAGCUAUUUCACCAUGGAGUUAGGAAAGCCCGUCUCUGUCUGAGAGCUAAAUGUUGGGAAGCUAGAUUUCACUCUGACUGGCUUAUAAGAAAAAAGUGAAAUAUAGGCAAAUAUUAUUAAACUUCUUGUUCGAGGACAAGAAAUUAUUGGUUACAGGUAACAGGUCUUUGCAGACAUGUCAAGUUCUCUUAGCAUACACAAUGGCAGACAAACAGUGAGAGCACUCAAGGCAGAAAAGGAAGCUUGGACUGGCUGCUUGAAGGUCUAUCUAGCCAAUGUUUCAUUGUUAUAGAGCUAAAAUACAAUAGUAACAUGUCAGUCAGGUGCAGAGUCCUCCUUGCUGCUCAAGUUCUUCACAGUAAACACUGGAGAAUCAGACCCCUUCAAUAGAGGACCUUGCAAGGCUCAAAGUAGACCCCAUUUGCCAUUAAGGCCUUGAUCCUACAAGUUCUGGCACAAUAGCUGCAGCAGGGUCCAUGAGAUUAUUAAGAAUCAGCCCAAGUGUAAAUAGAGGCUAUAUGUAAGGUCAAAGCAUGGCUUGCUGCACAGAGCUGAUGUAACUCUCAAGCCCCUGUGCACUCGUUGCCUUACUCUUACAAACCCAGAGUAGGGUUAACAGGGGAUGUUCAUCACAUUAAUGAGGUGCUUACCUCCACUCUUCCCUUUUCAGCCUUUCUCCCCUUGGAGGCAGGGAUUUUGAAGCAGAACACAGUCCCUGCUGCAGGGUUUUGCUCCCCAUCCCCUUUAACCUCAGGUGUCACUCUGCAGUGCAAGAUCAAGCUCUCAGUGUGGUUAUAAGUGAAAUGAGCUGGUAUACAGCUUCGACUAGCUAGUUACACUGUAGAUUUUACAAUGCAAAUGAUUUCCUCUCUGCUCCCUUUCCCAUCUAGUGGCUGUCAAACAUUAAUACAGUCUCUCUCUCGCUCAAGUGUCUAGGGAUUUCCGAUAUUUUAUUUAUAUUUUGAGCCUGGUAAACAAAAAACCUUUAGGGGCCAGAUUCUGAUCUCAGCUCCACUGAUGUAAAUCCAGAGUUAUUCCACAAAAGUAACUGGCAUGACUCCAGAUUUACACCAUUGUAAUUAAGAUCAGAAUCCAGACCCUUGUGGGUUUUUUCCUGCUUUAUAAAAAACCUAUUCUAGAGCAGUGAUUCUCAAACUUUCGUACUGGUGACCCCUUUCACAUCGCAAGCCUCGGAGUGUGAUCCCCCUUAUAAAUUAAAAACUUUUUAAAUAUAUUUAACACCAUUAUAAAUACUGGAGGCAAAGUGGGGUUUUGGGUGGAGGCUGACAGCUCAUGACUCCCCCCCCCCCCAAUAAUAACCUCAUAGGCCCCAGAGGGCUCCCAACCCCCAGUUUGAGAACCCUUGUUAUAGAGUGAAGAGAAAGUACCAUAAAACAUGGGGGAGGGGGGGAGGGGGAGGAGGGAAGAGAAGAGGAGGAGAGACUUUUUUUUUUAAUUAUACACGAUAGGAUUUAGAAUACUGAAUACAAACUUAAACUAGUAGUAUAUAGGCUUGCAAGAAAUUUAAAAGGACCUUUAAUAGACAAACUAUUUUUGUAUUUUUUUCUUAAGGCAACAAAACCUUUUUUUACAUAUGUUUAUUCCAACUCAUUAAUAGGUUUCUAUAUCAGAGACUGAAGAUCAGAAAGCUGCUUAUAGUGUAGAGCUCUAUAGUGAUUGGUUCCCUCCACCCCAUUUAGUUCCUGUUGCUUCAAGCUGCUGUAGAUUUUGGGGGGGGAGGGGAGGGGACCAUGCAAAUUCUUUACAAGAAAAUCUAACAUGGUUGCUUUAUUAAUCUCCAUUCUCUGUACAACUGUAACCUCCAUUAGUACUAAUGGAAGUUACUCUAAAAGAGCUUAUUUAACCCUCAGACCACUGGCAUUGUCUAAACUGCCACACAUAUAUACAUAAAAGCAUAUGCUGACAGUCACCACAGCAUUAAUGGUGUAGCACUGGUUCAAUAUUUGAACUAGUAGCAUUUGAAUGAUUUCCAACCAAUGUGGAAGACAGCAUGGCCAAGUCGUUAAAGCUGAGGUAGGUGUCUAUUUGCAGCUUAACCACUGACUGUGACCUUACGCAAGUCUCUUCACCACUCUGUGCCUCAGUUUCCCUAUUUGUAAAAUGAGAAUGCUAAUAUUUUUUCAAGCACCUUGAGAUUCUCAGAUGUAAGGUGCUGUGGACGUGACAAGUAGUAGUAAUAAUAUUAAAGCCACAAUAUAUGGUUCAGCUAUAGCAUGGGUUAGUGGUUGGAUAGGUUAGUCAAAAAAAAUUGGGUGUGACAAGUGAAACUUGCAUCUACUAUAGUUGUGCAAAACAAAUGUAACCUACUCCCUCAGCAGACACGAGAGGCGAGUACAAAUGGACAAACAGAGGUGGCUAGCUAACAGCCCAGGAUGCUAUUGGGGAAAGUCCUGCUGUAUGUAACUAGCACCCUUUGACCAAGGGCCAAACUCAAUGCUGGAGUAAACAGACAUCACUACCAUUGACUUCAGCAUUCAGUGGAAGUUGCACCCACUUAGUCUAAUGCUAAUUGGGACCCCAGAAGUGCAUGGCAGCAUCUGGCAUAGUACAGAAAUGCACUCCCAAUUGGGAAGGGCCUGAUAUCAGUCUACUCUUAGUUGAUUUCCAUUUCCCACUGUUGCAGGAUCUGCUUGGUGGCACUCUGGCUAACACCCCCUAUUCCUCCUACAGCUUUUCCUCUUCCCCCCCAAAGUAGGCAAGUGAUGUUUGCAUAGUUCUGGAAGCAGGAUUAGAUCCCUCUGCAACUUACACCCAUGUUCUGACUGAUGUACACUAUCACUAAACGUAGCCCUUAACCUCUAGCCUUCUUCUGACUUUAAAGCAAGGCAAAUUAUAUUUUGCAUAGAUGUGCACAUUCAGCUUUUGACCCUAUCCUCUGCUCUCAGACAGCAGGGUGGAGGGCUGUAACUCCAACUUACACACACCAGUGUAACAGAGCAGACUUUGUUUAUUAUUCAAAACAUGCAAGGAGACCUUGAAGCUGCCCAUUCCAAGGAAAAAUAUUGAGUAAACGUUAUCACCUUUUACAAUAUGCCACAGGAAGCCAAAACACAGAUCCUAAGUUUUUUAAAUACCAAAAAAAAAACAAAAAAAGUCUUUAGCUAUGCUAUAGGAAGUUUUACUUUUUUAAAAAAGAAAACCUUGCCUGUAAAUUUUUACUGCAGCAAGAUUUAGUUCUCAUAUGACAAUUUCAAUUUUUUUUAAAUUACCCAUUUGAUUUCCUGUUUGAAUGUAGAAGUCACAGAAAUACCACUUCAUUAAGUCAAGUAAAACCACUGUAUGUAUGUAGCACGGAUAAGUGUUUUGCAGCUGUACUUUCAUUUGUCCAAUAACUAUCCAUCAUAUACUGUAAUUUUUUUUUUUACUUCACUGAGUUUGUAUUUUUUGGCUUUUAUGUUCAAAAUAUGUUUAUAAAUAAAGAAGUGUGCCAGCCUGGCCCUUCAAAAAGGGCCACUGGAGGUUAUAAUCCUAUAAAAUCAUAUGAUAUGAUCUCAUUUCUUACUAUUUUAAAGAUUCCUGUGUUUCCUCCCCACCUGUAGGCAGCAGGGCUUUUUAGACUAUUGCGUGUAGCUAACUGAGUAUAUGAAUGACAAAGAAAUCUGCUGCUUCAGUUACUAGCAUUCUCCAUAUCACCAAUCCUCUUUUCCAUGCACAAGGGCCUAGUUCAGUCACCCUUUGCACUGGCUCAGCUAACAGCUGUAUCUGUUACUGAACAUGUCAAGGGGAAAAAGCCAAACAGAAAAGAACAUGAGCACAGCUCAGAGGGGACAGAAGCAGCCUCAUUUCUUUUUAAGCAUUUUGAAAUGAAUGUAGUGCUGAUAAAAGAUGCCCAUUUAUUCACAUCACUGACAGAAGCCUGGGCUACCGCCUCCUGUAUUCUACUCAACACAUGCUAUGUCCCAAUAACCUAGAACUACCACCUUUAUAUGUGAGGGGAGCUCCUGCUCCACCUCCUUACACAGCUGACUGAUCUGAGCAGUCCAGUAUGUCACUGUAGUCCCAUAUCCUCCCCCCUGCAACAGUCAAAAACCUAGAUGCUUUAAAGAAAGGCGUAAGAAUUCUGCAAUAGGCAGCUAUAAAAUAUGCACUAUCCCUACCCGCUCCCCUGGAUCUCAUCCUGCUCUCUAGUAGACUGGCUUUAGCUCUCAAACAUGAGCCUUAGUCUUUCUUCCAAAGCUUUCCCCCUUCAUUAGUUAGGACAACCCUGGCUAUUCUUGAUAUCCAUAGAAACCGCCAAUCCCUUUUUGACUCUGGUUAAGUUCACCCUACCUUAUCUGCUGAAAGUAAGACAACUAAUAUUUCACAGGCUCCUACUGCCCUCGGCUGGUUUUGAACUGGCACUGCAGAAGCUGAAGCCUGUAGUCCUGUAAUAACUCCUGAGCCAAUCAGUUCCCCAGAGACACAUUUCUAAUGCACACUUAUAAAGGAAGAUGUGUAAAGGCUAAAGGAUGAGCUGUUGGAUUUAAAUCAGGUUAAAACUGGAAGAGUUGAGAUAUUAGAUUACAGUAUCUGAUUAGCAACAGCUGAUUAGCUGAAAGUUUGGGGGGCCAGAGGAACCACUAAUCCAAAACUACCUUGACUUGUGCUGGGGGUGGGAUGGGCAGGGUUCUUUUCUCCAGCUCACCCAAACAGGAACACAGUAGGAUACAGAGCAAGUGUUUUUUGGGCAGUAGAUUAGGGCCCCGGCUAAAGCCUGAAGAGUUGCUCCCCUAAACAGAGGCAUAAUCAGCUAUUUUGAUGGAGCAGCCCCACCCCCACACUUCUAGUUUUCAGAAUUAGCGUAAGGAGUACCAGGGAGCAUACUUCCUACCUUAGUCCCUUUAACUAGGCCUGUUCUCCAAAGACCUCCACACAGCACUUAUCACAUUGCUUCUCCCUUCACACACAGCUCAGAGGCACAAAGACUAAGUUUUACCUAUGCUCCUCUCCCCAGCAGGGUGGGUGGUCUUUAGCACACAGAUUUCUAUUGACAGUGCCUCAAAUCAAGGGCACCCAUAAACUCCCCUCUGUAGCUUUGCUACUUGAACUCACUUAAGGCAGCAAGUAGCAUUUUAAGAGGGCGUGUUCUGCUUUGAAGAAAAAAUAAAAAAAUCACACUACUUUCCCCAAACUUUGGUACAGGCACAGCAUUUUUUAUUUAUUCUUUAAAACACUAGACUAGUUAGAAUAUCAGCUCAUUGCUCCAAGUGGCAUUUUAGACUAGAGAGAGUUAUUCUGAGGUCACAAGAAUCCUGCAAAUGAACAAACAUCUUGGAUUAUCAAACCAUCCAUUGAAGAUCAGCAAUUCUCACACCAGAGGAGACACCGCUUCUCAGGUGCAUUACCUACAGUUAGGACAAUUCAAUACAUAUUCUUUAGUCUGCCCCCCCCCCCCCCCACUUUUCCACUUGUGCCAUGUGGCACUACACAUCUGCCUCCUCCCCAUCCUAAACUCUGACACAGUCCUCACUUUAUGGUACAGCUGAGCAUUGAUACCCGCCAAGCCUAGGUCAGGACGUACUGGCAGAUAGCAAGAGUGCAGCUGAGCUGCAUAUAGGUUUGCCUCUCAUCUUCUAACGAUGCCUUAUGACAUGGGAAGGGAACAUUUAACGAGAGAGAGGUGAACUGCUCCCGAUUCGUAGGACUGCAGUGUCUCUUCCACCCACUAAAAAGAAGAAUCAGUUUGAAGUUGGGUAUAUCGCAUCACUUUUUGUGGUGGCCAACCCUUGUCUCAGGGGAUAAACUUUCUGAGUGUAAGCCCUUUGUUGCUGAAUGCAACAUAAAACAAAGCCUAAAAACAAGUUCAUCUUGAUACCUGUGUUAAGGAAAGAAUUGAACAUCAAAGGAUCCAGGACCUUGCUUUAAUAUUAGUCUUCGAAACAGGAUUAACUUACUCCACUAACCAUAGCACUGGGUCUCAUUUUCUUUCCUAAAGAGUAUACUGUUUCCUACAGAAGAUUUUUGGUGUUAACAUGUCUAAGAUUAACUGCAUUGCUUGCAUAGAAGAGGCCCCAUGCGUCAUCAAGAGCAUUUAUUUUUGGUAGCAUUAGGAUGCUCCAAUGAUGCUACCAUUAAACUGAACCGAGGACCCAUUAUCCAGCAACCCCUCUUGAGAUGCUUUGGCAGGCUGGAGGAAGCCAGUUAAGGGAUGGAUGGAGAGCAAGUUUGCUUGGGUGCUACAGCAGUGGCUCGCCAACUUUUCAUGCUGUUGACCAUCUCUUAAUAGCUAUCCCCAACUCUCCAUUGUUUGUCACUCAGUUCCAUGGACUGUAGUCGGAGAAACUGUUUAUAGUGCAAACUGCCAGUCAGUCAACACAGAGUCAGAUGUUAAAAUGUUCUCUACAUAGAUUGUUUAUGCAGCAGCUACAUGGAAGUUUACCAGCAACUUCAAGUUUUAAUGUUUAGCAAGACGUGUGCUAUUCACUGAGUGUUCUAGAGGCUGUCAAGUUGCUCGUUAAAUUAACUAGAUUUUUCUAACACAAUGGUCAUUAACCCUUUAACACCACUUAGUGCAACACCAUGACCUUUAAAAUGAAGAUAAGUAUAUUUAUUAAGGUUAAUUCUAGUCUAAGGUUUAUACAGAAAAUGGAAUGCAAUAAGCUAAGAUCACACCUCAAAUGUUUAGUACACAUCCAUCUCCUUCUCCCUAUAAGGGAACCGUAAAAGUCAGAAAACCAGUUACUGUUUAACUAGUUGCAAGUGGCUUUGUCCAAAAGAAGUCACACUAGAUACAGCGUUAGCUUUGUUUUGUAUGCAAUAAUGAAGAAUCUACAAGCUGUGAUUGUGUACAGUACAUAGGUGAAAUAUUUCUUGCAGACACAUGAAGCCAUGUUUCAUAAAGCUACAUCACAAGCGGGUUUAGAAUUGCCUAAAGCCAGCUACUAAUGACAUGCUGGAUCAGUAAGUUUAACUUUGGUAAAGUCAGUCAUUUUUGGUCAAACUGGGAAUUAGCUUUUCCUAUUAAAAUUCAUAACUCUCCUGUGCCUACAGCAGUUCAGAUUUUGCUUUGUACCAGCUAGAGGCAGGUCUUAAGAUACAUGGCUAAAAAGAGUUUCAGGUUAACUGUAACUAGCUUACCCAGUUUUUGGGAAACCCACAUUUGUGCUAGGGCUUAUUUUCUGCAGGCAAAACUGAAACAGGGUUAGAAAGUACUAGCCACUGAAGAGAUUUUGUAAUUUCUAAGUAUUUGCCUGUGACCAACUAAGAACUGUGUCAAGUACUAACUUACUCCAAGGGUAAUAAUCCUUCAUAUUUAGAAGUUUGGAGGAAAUUCAACAACUCUUCACUCAGCCUGGUUCCCCAAGAAACCCUUUGUUCUUUGAAUAAAAAUAUGCUUUGUUAAUUCUAUUUCAGAAAACAUUUGCAAGUGGUUUUAUUUACAGUGGAGUUUAAAUGCUUAUCUAAAUUCUGACAUCUCAAGAGAACAUUGUAACUGGACAUGGACAGUUAAGAGUAAUGAACAGGAUGGCCUGAAGUGCUAUUUCCAUACAGAAUCCACGCUUAGUUCAGUUUUAUUCUUUGCAGGGUAAAGUAAAAAGACAUCUGAUUACACUGGUAAAAACUCAACCAUAGGAUUUAAA
Messenger RNA from Chrysemys picta bellii (western painted turtle), 9898 nucleotides. RefSeq names its product transcription factor 7 (gene TCF7). The record is from RefSeq and is a predicted model, not a curated record. Gene Ontology annotation, cellular component: chromatin; beta-catenin-TCF complex. Gene Ontology annotation, molecular function: DNA-binding transcription factor activity, RNA polymerase II-specific; RNA polymerase II cis-regulatory region sequence-specific DNA binding. NCBI's taxonomy places the organism in Eukaryota, Metazoa, Chordata, Testudines, Emydidae. Gene Ontology annotation, biological process: regulation of transcription by RNA polymerase II; canonical Wnt signaling pathway.